UUUUUGUCUCGCAGCGCAUCUUUGUUGAAGUUUACAUUGAGCCGAUGGGUCCUACUUUAGAUAUGAAAAACAUUCUUCCAUUUCGAGGAAGAAGAGCCCUGGGAUGACUAUGGGUAGCUGCGAACAUCUCCAGGAAUACAAGACGACCCACGGAACCAACUCUUUUCGCAUAAUCCAUACAUAUUUCAUAGCAUGUUCAUCAGCUGAUGCUAGGCGACGGAAGGCGAAAUCCUGUGUCUGUCACACCUGCAGACUACAUGGACCCCGCCUGCAUGCCUGCCUUAACUGUAUAUACUUUGGGUGUUAUGGUGCUAAGCAUAUCCAUGAGCAUGCAGAAACUAAAGGUCAUCACCUUGCUGUUGACAUGGUCCACGGCGCAGUUUACUGUUUUGAAUGUGGUGACUACAUGUAUGAUGAACAGCUGGAAGAAAUAGCCAGGAAGCAAUAUACCAAAUCAAAAAAGGGCAUAGGUUUAAGGGCUAAUUUCUCAUCAUGGGAGCCCAAUGAAGUGGAGAUAGAAAUUCUUCGUCAGAAUCCAAAGAGAAGAAAAGUAGAAAUUAAGUCCUCAAUAGGAUUGCGAGGCUUGAUCAAUUUAGGAAACACCUGCUUCAUGAAUUGUAUCGUGCAAGCCUUGACUCACACCCCGGUGCUACGUGACUUCUUUCUGUCUGACCAGCACAGCUGUCAGGUGCUCAGCCAGGAUGCAAGGCAGUGCCUUGUUUGUGAAAUGUCACGUCUGUUUCAGGAGUUUUAUUGCGGGGCAAGAACUCCACAUAUCCCGUACAGACUACUUCACCUGGUGUGGACUAACGCACGCCACCUGGCUGGUUACGAGCAGCAGGAUGCUCAUGAAUUCCUUAUAGCAGCCCUGGAUGUGUUACACAGGCACUGUAAAGGUUAUUCCGAUAAUAUUUUAUUAUCCUACAACAGUCAGUUAAAUGCAGGAACCUCUGACAGUAAUGGCAGUGGGAACCCUCACCACUGUAACUGUAUCAUAGAUCAGAUCUUCACUGGCGGUCUCCAGUCAGAUGUCACUUGUCAACAGUGCAAUAAUGUUUCCACAACGAUCGAUCCAAUCUGGGAUAUUUCACUGGAUUUGGGUCCUGGUCCACCAGCUGGAGGCAGCAGUAACUCCAACUCUUCUCCGAACUCAGGUUUUACUAAUAGCCCCGGAACAUAUGAACCUACCUCACUUUUAGAAUGUUUAAAAAGGUUUACAAAACCUGAGCACCUGGGCAGUUCAGCCAAGAUAAAAUGUAGUACCUGCAGUAGUUAUCAGGAGUCUACCAAACAACUGACCAUGAAGAAAUUGCCUAUAGUUGCAUGCUUUCAUCUCAAAAGAUUUGAGCAUUCAACAGGGUACCACAAGAAGAUCUCGACUUACGUGUCAUUCCCCGAGGAGCUGGACAUGACCCCUUUCAUGUCCUCCUCCCGCAACAACACUAAUGGCUACAAUAAUCAGGUCAUUCAGGAAUCUUCCAGAGGGCUUUCAUGUGAUAACAAGUAUUCUUUGUUUGCUGUGGUGAACCACAUGGGCACAAUUGAGAGUGGUCACUACACCUGCUUCAUCAGGCAACUGAAGGACCAGUGGUUCAAAUGUGAUGACCAUCUAAUCAACAAGGCACUGCCUGGUGAUGUUCUCAACAGUGAAGGAUAUCUGCUGUUCUAUCACAAACAAAUUUUGGAGUAUGAUUGACCCCGGUUGAAACUUAGUGCUCAAGUGUGAUGCGACUGUAUUGAUUUAUUUCUGUUGUGUGUGGACUGACUCUGCUUUGUAAAGCUGAACAAAUGAACACUGUAUUCAUGACUGUUGGGGUCUUCAACUCCUUGUCUCAAAUCUAUAGACUAAAAGGAAAUAAGUCAAGAAAGGAAAUAACACCUCUUCAGAAAUACAAACUGGAAAGUCUGGUAGAUAUAGCCAACAUACACAUCAAUGCCUGGGAUUUGAAAGCCACAAGUAGUGAACCUGCUCGUUACUGCCAGCAUUACCACUGUUGCUUCUGACUUACAGACUAUACAUAGAGACUCGUUACUAUCACCAUGACUAGAUUUCCUAUACAGACAUAUGUCCUAUAUGAAUACUACUGUAGUUUACAGUACAGUGCCACAUAUCUGAACAAAUUUGAGGACAAGUAUUUAUUUGUACGUGACAUUCAGGUGCUUCUGAUUACCACAAACAGGUAGAUGAUGUUGAUCAUUGUGUAUACAUUUGAGUAACAAGUAGAGGUGGUAUUGUAUGGCCGAUCAAACAUAUUUGUGUGUACUUGUUUAAGCUUAUUGUAAAAAGGCAAUGAUUUAAAAGAUUAGUAAUAAAUUGGGGACACACUGAAGGUUUGGAUAAUUUGAGGUUCUGGUGUGUGGUGGUAAGCUAUGAGGUGUUUUAGACUGUACUUUGAGACAAUGAAUUUGUGACGACAGAUACAUGUAUAAGUUGGUAUUUACCAGAGUAUGUGUACUGGUUAGCUAUGAGGUGUUUUUGACUCUACUUUGAGACAAUGAACUUGUGACGACAGAUAUAUGUAUAAGUUGGUAUGUGUCGUCAUUCCCAUUGUAUGAGAAACAAUGUCAUCCGAUGUACAUUGAGUUCUAAAGAAAAGUAAGAAAAUGUACUGUCUUGCAUGACACCAUCAGUGUGGAUAGUAAUCUUGUGGUGUGACACUGUCUGUGUGGAUUGUAAUCUUGUGGUGUGACACCAUCAGUGUGGAUUGUAAUCUUGUGGUGUGACACCAUCAGUGUGGAUUGUAAUCUUGUGGUAUGACACCAUCAGUGUGGAUUGUAAUCUUGUGAUGUCACACCAUCAGUGUGGAUUGUAAUCUUGUGGUGUCACGACAUCAGUGUGGAUUGUAAUAUUGUGGUGUCACACCAUCAGUGUGGAUUGUAAUAUUGUGGUGUCACAGCAUCAGUGUGGAUGGUAAUCUUGUGGUGACACUGUCUGUGUGGUUUGUAAUCUUGUGAUGUCACACCAUCAGUGUGGUUUGUAAUCUUGUGGUGUCACACCAUCAGUGUGGAUUGUAAUCUUGUGGUGUCACGACAUCAGUGUGGAUUGUAAUCUUGUGGUGUCACAGCAUCAGUGUGGAUGGUAAUCUUGUGGUGACACUGUCUGUGUGGUUUGUAAUCUUGUGGUGUCACACCAUCAGUGUGGUUUGUAAUCUUGUGGUGUCACACCAUCAGUGUGGAUUGUAAUCUUGUGGUGACAGUCUUUGUGGAUUGUAAUCUUGUGGUGUCACACCAUCAAUGUGGAUUGUAAUCUUGUGGUGUCACACCAUCAGUUUGGAUUGUAAUCUUUUGGUGUGACACCAUCAGUGUGGAUUGUAAUCUUGUGGUGUCACACCAUCAGUGUGAUUUGUAAUCUUGUGGUGUGACACUGUCCGUGUGGAUUGUAAUCUUGCGGUGUGACACCAUCAGUGUGGAUGGUAAUCUUGUGGUGUGACACCAUCAGUGUGGAUUGUAAUCUUGUGGUGUGACACUGUCUGUGUUGAUUGUAAUCUUGCGGUGUGACACCAUCAGUGUGGAUUGUAAUCUUGGGGUGUGACACCAUCAGUGUGGAUUGUAAUCUUGUGGUGUCACAGCAUCAGUGUGGAUGGUAAUCUUGUGGUGACACUGUCUGUGUGGUUUGUAAUCUUGUGGUGUCACACCAUCAGUGUGGAUUGUAAUCUUGUGGUGUGACACUGUCUGUGUUGAUUGUAAUCUUGCGGUGUGACACCAUCAGUGUGGAUGGUAAUCUUGUGGUGGGACACCAUCAGUGUGGAUUGUAAUCUGUUGAUGUAACAAAAUCAGUGUGGAUUGUAAUCUUGUGGUGUCACAGCAUCAGUGUGGAUUGUAAUCUUGUGGUGUCACACCAUCAGUUUGGAUUGUAAUCUUGUGGUGGGACACCAUCAGUGUGGAUUGUAAUCUGUUG
Messenger RNA from Mizuhopecten yessoensis (Yesso scallop), 3898 nucleotides. Its product is annotated as ubiquitin carboxyl-terminal hydrolase 22-like. The record is from RefSeq and is a predicted model, not a curated record. Gene Ontology annotation, molecular function: cysteine-type deubiquitinase activity; zinc ion binding. Lineage: Eukaryota; Metazoa; Mollusca; Bivalvia; Pectinida; Pectinidae. Bases 104 to 1696 code for a protein of 530 amino acids. The transcript has 13 exons. Gene Ontology annotation, biological process: protein deubiquitination.